Crotalus tigris (Tiger rattlesnake) is the source of this 3129-nucleotide messenger RNA. RefSeq names its product neuronal acetylcholine receptor subunit alpha-7-like. The record is from RefSeq and is a predicted model, not a curated record. NCBI's taxonomy places the organism in Eukaryota, Metazoa, Chordata, Lepidosauria, Squamata, Viperidae. Gene Ontology annotation, molecular function: acetylcholine-gated monoatomic cation-selective channel activity; transmembrane signaling receptor activity. The coding region runs from base 1268 to 2776 and encodes 502 amino acids. The transcript has 11 exons. Gene Ontology annotation, biological process: chemical synaptic transmission; nervous system process; regulation of membrane potential. Gene Ontology annotation, cellular component: postsynaptic membrane; synapse; neuron projection.
GGUCCGAAGACACUCUCAGAUGGGGGGGGGGGAAGGACCAACAACUCAAAGCUGCUUCCUAAGAGUUUGUUUGCUGUUUCCCCAUCAGAGCCAUUUUUCGUUUUGGUUUCCCCGCAGCCUGUGCGUGAACGCGUUUUGAUUUGCCAAAAUUACCCCAUUUCUGAGCAACUGGCUUUUCUUACUUUUGAUGUGUGUGUGUGUGUGUUCCCUUCUCCAUUCCUCUAAGGACGCAACACAUAAAAAAACCCCAGCAUUUUGCUGCAAAGAAGAACUGACUAUUGUUUUUUCCCCUAACAGCGAUAACUUGUGUUUCAGGUUUGAUUCUUUUGUGUUACAGGAUUGUGAAGUUGUUUUAACAUCCCAGGCUGUUUAUCCAAAGAUUACAGGCUGAAAAACUUCUGUCUUCCCUCAAAUUUCCUCUUUUUUUUUCUUUUAAAAAUAUGAUUGGUUCGGGUCAAGAGAUAUAUAUAUAUUUAAGCCUUGGGUUCACUGGUGCUCUCUCCACGUGCGUCUCUCUCUCUCACUGUUUUAAUUUAUUUGACAAAAUUCUAAUUGUAAUCUUCACUGCAUAUUCCCCUUAUCUUUUUUUAUUUUUUAUUUUGCAAUUUUGGGCUAUGAAGAAGGAAUAUCCUGGCGAAGAAGGAAGAAAAGGCUUGAAGAAAUUUGGGGGGGAGGGUGGGGGGCGCAGGGCGAAGCGGGGGGCAUUCUUCAUCUUUAGAGCUAACUACUCUAAAAAGAAAUUUGUUUGGUAAGAAUCAAUUAGUACAACUAAUUGUAACAUAUUCUUUUAAAUAAAUUGAUUUAUUCGAUGAAACUGUCCAGCUUUCAUGUGUGUGUGUGCAUAUGCAUAUAUUGCUGCAAGAUUUCAAGCUUUGGGGAGGCAGAAUUUCCAUUAAACAGACACACACACACACUGUGCCAAGAAUCUACUUUCAAUUAAGACUUUCUUGCCCACGUGGGGAUCCUUGUGCCACACAGGAUGAAAAGCAUUCAAGGAAGCUUCAUGGCCCCAGAUCCUUGUCAGGUGGCUGCUAAUUCCAAUUCUGAGCUGAAUGGGGGGCUAGACUGGAUGACCUCUAGGGGAUCCCUAGGCUGGCUUUGCCAGGCUUCGAGGAGCUUCCUGCUGGGAUGGCAGCCUGGAGGCUGACUCUGCGGUCAGAGAUGGCUGGAUAAGGCUUGGUCUGCUAAGCUGCCAUUCAUCUUCUGGUCCAAAGCAGGAAAAAAGGAAGAAGGAUUCAGGAUUUUAAAUCCUAUUUUUCCAACCGACAUGGACACGGAUUCCUCCGCUCGCCUCCUCGCCUUCACCUUCUUCCUUCUCUUCCCAGACUCCGAAGGAGGCCCCCACCAGCGGCAACUGCUGAAGGACCUGAUGGAAGACUACAUCCCCCUGGAGAGGCCUGUGGGGGAUGACACUCAAGCCAUCACCAUCCACUUCACCCUCAGCCUGAUGCAGAUCAUGGACCUGGACGAGAAGAAUCAAGUCCUCACCACCAACGUCUGGCUGCAGAUGUACUGGUACGAUCACUACUUGCGUUGGAACGAAUCCGAAUAUCCCGGAGUGAAGUCCCUACGUUUCUCAGCUGACCAGGUGUGGAAACCAGAUAUCCUUCUCUACAACAGUGCCAACGAGCAGUUUGACUCCACCCUCCACACCCACGUCUUGGUGAAUUCCAGCGGUUACUGCCAGUGGCUGCCCCCAGGGGUCUUGAAAAGCACCUGCCGAAUCGACGUCCGUUGGUUCCCCUUUGACACCCAAAAAUGCAUCCUCAAGUUCGGCUCCUGGACUCACGACGGCUGGCUGCUGGAUCUCCGCAUGUUGGAGAGCGACACGUCGGGCUACGUGUCCAACGGCGAGUGGGACCUUGUGGGUGUCCCUGGCAGCGAGAACCGGGUUUUUUACGAAUGCUGCCGGGAGCCGUACCUGGAUAUCACCUUUGUGGUCAUCAUGCGCCGCCGGACCCUCUAUUACGCCCUGAACAUGCUGGUGCCCUGUUUGCUCCUUUCGGCCGUGACGUUUUUGGUCUUCCUGUUGCCCGCCGAUUCGGGGGAGAAGAUUUCUCUGGGCAUCACCGUGCUGCUGUCGCUCACCGUCUUCAUGUUGCUGGUGGCUGAAGUGAUGCCAGCCACCUCCGACUCGGUGCCUCUGAUAGGGCAGUACUUUGCCAGCACCAUGGGCAUGGUGGGUCUCUCUGUGAUGACCACCGUUUUUGUCCUCCAGUACCAUCACCACGAUCCCGAGGGAGGGUCCAUGCCAAGAUGGGUCCAGGUGCUGGUGCUGAACUGGGGCGCCUGGCUCUUGCGGAUGCGCCACCCCGGAGAAGAACCCUUGGAGCGCCCCCCCUGCACCCCCAGUUUGCUGAGCUGCAGCUCGGACAACAGUGACGGAGGCAGCCCCCGUCCAGCUGGGCCCGUGGCCAACGGCCACCUAGUCUACGCGGGGAUCCCCACGGCUGCCAUCGCUCCUACCCCCUUCCCCACCAAGCCCCCCAAUGUGCCCCGGCCCUUCCUCUUCUCCCCGGAGCCCCCGUCCUCCUUCCCGGAAGACCCCCUCUCUGCCCCCCGUCUGAGCUCCAUCCUGAAGGAGCUGAGAUACAUCGCUCAGCGCUUCCGCAGCCAAGAUGUCUCCCGGGCCACCUGCAGCCAGUGGAAGUUUGCCGCGGCCGUCAUUGACCGCCUCUGCCUGGUCCUCUUUGCCCUUUUCCACAUCGUCUGCUCCAUCGCCAUCCUGAUGGCGGCCCCCAACUUUGCUGAGGCCAUCACCAAGGACUUCCUCUGACGCUCCGGAGCUGGACUUCCUCCGAGGACCUUCUCGAGAUGGUGAGAAGGUCCCUCCUGGAUGGAGAAAGACGGGGCUGGCCGGAGACCCUCCCGUGCAUGCCGACAACCUGGAUUUUUUGUGGUGGACAAUAAGGUUUGCCUGCAAUAGUUGUGGAGCUCCUCCUGCAAGGGAGGUCCUCGUUGGCCAGGGAGGACAUGGUGGCGGUCUCGUCUUGGGCUGGUUCUCCUUCAGAAAUCGUGGACGCUCCAACACUGGAGGCUUUUAAGAAGAGACUGGACGGUCACUUAUCGGAAAUGGUAUAGGUUCUCCUGCUUGAGCGGGGGGCUGGACUAGAAGACCUCCAAGGUUCU